Molecule: messenger RNA, 3936 nt
Organism: Chelonia mydas (Green sea turtle)
Lineage: Eukaryota; Metazoa; Chordata; Testudines; Cheloniidae
Gene: RAB11FIP4
Product: RAB11 family interacting protein 4
Exons: 16
Coding region: 163-2097 (644 amino acids)
Biological process (GO): endocytic recycling; regulation of cytokinesis
Cellular component (GO): endocytic vesicle; midbody; recycling endosome membrane
Source: RefSeq, a predicted model, not a curated record
CGCCGGCGGGAGGCAGCCGGGCGGUCAUGGCUGCUGCCGGCUGGCGCCUGGCGCGGGGCUGCAGCUAGGCGCCCGGGAUGGAGCCGGGCGGGCUCGGGGGCCAGGCCGACUGGAUGCGGCUCCUGCGGAAGCUCAAGGAGGUCUUCGACGUGUGCGACGAGGAUGCGGCCGGCUUCGUGCGCGUGGAGCGUUUCGUCGCCCUGGGGCUGCAGUUCGGCCACGGGGAUGAGGCAUGGAACCAACUCUCAGAAGAAGUUCGUAAAGCCGCUCGCCUGUCCUUUUACAAAUCACUCCUUGAGUCUCAUUUCUGCUGUGAUGCCCACCGAAUACUGCCACUUGGUAACAGUGAGGCAGAUGGUGGAAAAAUUGGCUAAAUACUUGGACCCAAAUGACCUGGGAAGAAUCAACUUCAAGGAUUUCUGUCAUGGAGUUUUUGCUAUCAAAGGCUGUGAAGAGUUACUGAAGGAUGUGCUGGCUGUCGAAAACCCUGGGUGUCGGCACUAUGAGCCGCAGUAUGUGGAUUACUACUACCAGGGUAGCGAAAUCCAGGACGGUGCCUAUUUGGACGGUGAAAGUGUGUACAGUGAGUCCGAGCUGUUUCCUGAUGAAGACACGAUGACGCUGGCCCAGCAAGAGGUCCACCAUGAGUCCGACAUGGACAGUGCCAUCGAGAGUGCGCAGAGCUCUGAGGCAUCCGACGUGUGCGGCAGUGAAGAGAAGGACAGCGUGCUCAGUGGACUCUUUCUGCCUGUAGACAAGUCAAGUCCUCACAACCCCUCUGACCUCUCCACCUAUUCCACCGCCUCUCUGAUCAGUAACGAGGAACAAUUUGAAGACUAUGGGGAAGGAGACGAUGUGGAUUUUACUCCCAGCAGUCCAUGCCCUGAUGAUGAGACCAGAACCAAUGCCUACUCUGACCUUGGCUCAUCUGUGUCUUCCAGUGCUGGGCAAACGCCAAGGAAAAUGAGGCACGUUUAUAACAGCGAGUUACUGGACGUCUACUGCUCACAGUGCUGCAAAAAAAUAAACCUGCUUAAUGACUUGGAAGCGAGGCUGAAAAACUUGAAAGCAAACAGCCCCAACCGAAAAAUCUCAAGCACAGCUUUUGGAAGACAACUCUUCCACAACAGUAAUUUCAGCAGCAGCAAUGGCAGCACGGAGGACUUGUUCCGAGACAGCAUAGACUCGUGCGAUAAUGAUAUCACUGAAAAGGUCACUUAUUUAGAAAAAAAGGUGACCGAACUGGAAAAUGAUAACAUGACAAACGGAGACCUGAAGAGCAAACUGAAACAGGAGAACACACAGCUAGUUCACAGAGUUCAUGAACUAGAAGAACUGUUGAAAGACCAAGAGACGUCAGCUGAACAAACGCUGGAAGAAGAAAUAAAACGGCAUAGAGAAGCAUACAGCAAGUAUGAAAAAGAAAAGGGCACUGAAAUUGAACUGCUAAAUACAAGGGUUCAACAGCUUGAAGAAGAAAAUGGUGAACUCAAGACCACUGUUACGCGACUGAAAUCGCAAACAGAGAAACUAGAUGAGGAGAGGCAACGCAUGUCGGAUAGGUUAGAAGACACCAGUCUGCGGCUGAAGGACGAGAUGGACUUGUACAAAAGGAUGAUGGACAAACUGCGACAGAACAGACUAGAGUUUAACAAGGAGAGGGAAGCUACUCAGGAGCUCAUUGAGGAUUUGCGAAAGGAACUGGAGCACCUGCAGCUGUACAAGCUAGAUUGCGAGCGCCCUGGCCGGGGGAGAAGCUCCUCGUCUAGCGUGAGUGAAUUCAACGCAAGAACGAGGGAAGUGGAAAUGGAGCAUGAAAUUAAACGGCUAAAGCAGGAGAAUCAGAAACUUCGUGACCAGAAUGAUGACCUUAAUGGACAGAUCCUAAGUCUUAGUCUUUAUGAAGCUAAGAAUCUCUUUGCAACACAGACAAAAGCCCAGUCACUGGCUGCUGAAAUCGACUCUGCAUCAAGAGAUGAGCUCAUGGAAGCUCUUAAAGAACAGGAGGAAAUAAACUUCAGAUUGCGACAGUAUAUGGACAAGAUUAUUUUGGCCAUCCUAGACCACAACCCAUCUAUCCUGGAAAUAAAAAAUUGAAGGACAAAAAGCAAUUGCCUGAUAUUUCUGCACAUGCCACUGGAUCUAAACAUCACUCUGAUACUGUAAAUGAUUCUAUAUAUAUAUCUUAUGUGUGAAUGUGGGUGUGUGGGUAUGUUUAUAUGAUGUCUGGUACACUUCUCUGUGAGUCAUCAAAUCGGCUUGAUUCAUUUUUUUCAUGCACUUUCAAUAUCUGUGACAAGAUCGCUACUAUAUAUUAAUGUUAUAACAAUAUAACUGGAUCACGCUGUUUUAGCUACUGGACAUAAUGACUCUACCUCUAGUGGUAAGGGUGAAAUACAGUGGACACAUAUGGAUGUCUCCCCUCCCUUUAAGAACAAGAAUUACUCUUUCAUUCUUUCAAAUGAAUGAGGGUACUCCCAAAAAUUUGACAUACCCAGGUUUGAUUCCUGUCUGGUGCUGACGACAUCACACUCUAUUGAAUUUAGCUUUGCCAGAGCUUUGCUACUGAAACCACAGAGGUAAAAAUAAACCUUUGGCCAAAUCUGUGUGUUUUUAAAAAUGAAUAUCUGGGGGGGAUGAGGCUCAAACUGCAGAAUUGUUAAUAUCCAUGUAAAAACACCAUCCGCUUGUUCGCCACUGUCAGCAAAAAGUGCUUUUAAUAUGAAGGCCACAUAUCCAAGUUCAGGAUGAUUGCCAGUCUGUCCUGGUGUGUGUAUGUGUUGAGCCUGGGUCCCUAUUGCACUGAGGCAUUGCAAUGUACACCCUUAUUUUCAGGGGUUUAUCACUGGGCCAUUUACAAUUAAUUCUGGGAUCCAACUCCUCUGCAUUUGAAGGCUUCAACCAGGGAACACAUUCUAUUUCUUUUAACUGUUACUGACUGCAUGCAAAUCCACUUCAUUAUUUUAAAGAAAAACUUUAACUUAAAUAGCUCAAUUCCCUUCCCCACAACCAAAGCACACUGUUGCACUCCUAUGAGAGAGAGAGGCGGGGGGCAUGGAAGAGAGAGAAUGGUGGGUCCUCCUACAGUUUUGUAGUUGGUUAAUCCCUGAUGUAAACUAAUUUUAACCUUUGAGUUAAAAGUAAAAAUCACACUUACUGCACAUUACCUUGGUGUCUUAUGUUCCACCCCCAACCCCACUGUUUCACAAGAGCUUGCAUUCACCACCCAAAUUACCCAUCCCAAAUACUACAUCUCCUGUCUGAAUACACACAUGCACACAUUCAUAUGCUCUGAUUCGGGAAAGUACAUAAGCACGUGCUUAACUUUGAGCAUAUACUGUACUUGGGUCCCAUUGGAGUUAAGGAUACACUUAAAGUUAAGCACUUGCAUAAGUACUGUCCUGUCUAGGGAUGGGUUUAAAUACUAUUUAUGUGCUUCCUGAAUUGGGUCCAUUUCUUGUAGAAUUAGGACCUUUUAGCUAAAAGUAAAAUCAGCUAGAAGUUAAAUGCUGUGAAAUUUUAUUCCAAGCACUAAACAUUUUGUUUAAAAAAAAAAAAAAUUUUUUUUACACACUUUAAAGUUUAAAAAAACAAAACAAAAAAACACGGGUGGAGAGGAAAAAAAUCCACCCUUUCAUACCAAUUGGCACAAGCAGGGACACACUCUGGUUGACUUCUCUGUAAUCAAAUAUCUGGCUUUGCCUAUGUGCAUAGAGAUUUGUUCUUGUUUAUUUUAACACGCUCCUUGGAAAUGGACGGUUGCAGUAGAUAUGACUGAUUUUCUGUAUAUACUUGUUGGCAGUUUGUCUCACACCUACCAUUGUCUUUGUGUAUUUUUGUUUGUGUAUGUAAUGCAUUUUUUCCAUAAUCUGAAUACCUAGAGCAUGUAUUCUGUUACUGAUGUAAAUAUAUAUAUAUAUUUUUUCUGCAGCUGCU